AUGGCGCCCCCACUGUCAUCACUCUAUACGCUCUCGUUUCUAAUUGCAAUCCUCGCUACACUUUUUGUCGCGGCCACGUUCCGUCUCCUCGCCAUCCUCCCCAAUGCCGCACGCUCCAAAAAGAGACUCCCCCGCAAGCGCCCCGUCGCAACACGCGUCCUCAUCGUGCUCGGAUCCGGAGGUCACACGCACGAAAUGUUCUACCUCCUCCACAAUCUCAACACACGAAACUUCACGCAUAGGACGUACAUCGUGAGCAGCGGCGAUGCCUUCUCCGCACAGCGCGCCGCGAACUUUGAGCGCGAACUCGAGGACGCCGAAAAUGACCGGGUACGCCAGUUGAAGGAAGAGAGACUACAGGUCGGAGAAGAAGACGUCAGACCCCAGACACCAACAAUGCAAAUCACGAACCCAGAGGGCAAAACCCACAAUCUCGAAAAAUAUGUUCCUGGUACUACCACCACAGAGCGACCAGCAUGCAUAGGCCCGGACCACUACAACAUCACCGUCCUCCCCCGCGCCCGCAAAAUCCACCAACCCCUCCUCACAGCCCCCUUCACAUGCCUUUACACCCUCUUCUCCGCCGUCAAACCUCUCCUCUCCUCUCCUCCGCUCCUACCAAGCCAAGGUCCCACCAACCCUUACGAAGCCGCCGCCGCCGACCUCCCAGACCUUAUCGUUACAAACGGCCCUGCCACGGCUGUCAUUGUGGUGUUAGCGAGUCUGAUACUGCGCUUCUUCAACGUGCGAGGCGCGGAUAGUAGAGGCAAGUGUAAGACUUUUUGUUGGUGA
Pyrenophora tritici-repentis Pt-1C-BFP is the source of this 792-nucleotide messenger RNA. Its product is annotated as UDP-N-acetylglucosamine transferase subunit ALG14. Gene Ontology annotation, biological process: dolichol-linked oligosaccharide biosynthetic process. Gene Ontology annotation, molecular function: N-acetylglucosaminyldiphosphodolichol N-acetylglucosaminyltransferase activity. Gene Ontology annotation, cellular component: UDP-N-acetylglucosamine transferase complex. Lineage: Eukaryota; Fungi; Ascomycota; Dothideomycetes; Pleosporales; Pleosporaceae. The record is from RefSeq and is a predicted model, not a curated record.